UAGUUUCAGUAUCAGUCCCCGGAGCUGAUUUCAUUUCGACUCUCCCAACACAACUCAGAGAGAAGAACACUCUCCACAACAAUGGCGGCCUCAGUACACGCGACCGCGGCUACGCUCAUGCAGCCCUCCAAGUUGGCCGUCUCACCAAGGAGCACCACCUCGCAACUCAGAUCUUCUCAAAGCGUUUCUAAAGCUUUUGGUGUUGAAUCUGCCGGAGCUAGAAUCACCUGUUCUCUUCACUCCGAUCUCAAAGACGUUUCUCGGAAGUUCGCUGAUGCCGCUAAGAUCGCCGGCUUCGCUCUUGCCACUUCCGCUCUUGUCGUUUCGGGAGCAGGUGCUGAAGGAGUACCAAAGAGACUCACCUUUGAUGAAAUUCAGAGCAAGACAUACCUUGAAGUUAAGGGAACUGGAACAGCUAACCAAUGCCCCACCAUUGAUGGAGGAGUUGAUUCAUUUGCCUUCAAGCCAGGCAAAUAUGAAGCCAAGAAGUUCUGUCUUGAGCCAACUUCUUUCACUGUCAAGGCUGAGGGAGUGAACAAGAACUCCCCACCAGAAUUCCAAAACACCAAGCUCAUGACUCGUCUAACUUACACAUUGGACGAGAUUGAAGGACCCUUUGAAGUGGGUGCUGAUGGUUCAAUCAAGUUUGAGGAGAAAGAUGGAAUUGACUAUGCUGCUGUCACUGUCCAGUUGCCUGGAGGCGAGCGCGUCCCGUUCCUCUUCACCAUCAAACAAUUGGUGGCUUCUGGUAAACCAGAGAGCUUUGGAGGGGAUUUCUUGGUGCCAUCAUACCGUGGCUCAUCUUUCUUGGACCCAAAGGGAAGAGGAGGUUCAACUGGAUAUGAUAAUGCUGUUGCAUUGCCUGCUGGAGGGAGAGGUGAUGAAGAAGAACUUGCUAAAGAAAACAACAAGAAUGCUUCAUCUUCAACGGGUAAAAUUACUUUGAGUGUCACUAAGAGCAAGCCUGAAACUGGUGAAGUUAUUGGUGUGUUUGAGAGUAUUCAGCCCUCCGAUACUGAUUUGGGAGCAAAAGCUCCAAAGGAUGUGAAGAUCCAGGGUGUUUGGUAUGCUCAGCUCGACUCUUAGGCCCCUUUUUUCUUUCUUCUUUUAUGAUUGUAAUAUUGUUCCUUGUAAGUUAAAAGAGAGAGUUGCUAAACUUUCUUAUGGAGAGAAACGCUAGCAGGGGUUCUAUUUUUAUCCAAGUUUGCAUAUAAAAUCUUGUGCCUUUCACUCUUCUUAAA
Benincasa hispida (wax gourd) is the source of this 1241-nucleotide messenger RNA. RefSeq names its product oxygen-evolving enhancer protein 1, chloroplastic. Gene Ontology annotation, molecular function: oxygen evolving activity. Gene Ontology annotation, cellular component: photosystem II oxygen evolving complex. The record is from RefSeq and is a predicted model, not a curated record. Gene Ontology annotation, biological process: photosystem II stabilization; photosystem II assembly. NCBI's taxonomy places the organism in Eukaryota, Viridiplantae, Streptophyta, Magnoliopsida, Cucurbitales, Cucurbitaceae.